AUGCACUCCUCCAUCAUCCUCUCUUCAGCCCUCUUCGCUGCGGCCGCCCUCGCCGCCCCGGCCCCUUCCAAGACCAUGUCCUCGGCUCCCGCCGCCAACACCAGCUACUCCCACGACGGCCACAAUGGCGGCUCCAUCGACGACGUCCUCCCGCCUAUCGUCCCCGUCAACACCCGCUCCGGCAACCAGGACCUUAUCACUAAACUCCUGACCGCCCCUACCCAGCAGGACCGAGUCAAGCUCCUCAACCAACCCGGUGACUUCGUCUUCGACUUCAACGACUCCGGCGCCCCGGAGGGCUCCGAGUCCCGCGGCAAGGGCGGCUUCUCCACCUCCGCCACGGCCAAGACCUUCCCCGCCCUCAUCGGCAACGGCGCCGCCAUGACUCUCGGCUUCCUCGGCCCCUGCGGCAUGAACACUGCCCACGUCCACAACCGGGCCACCGAGCUCAAUGUCAUCGUCAAGGGUCGUCUCGUCACCAACUUCCAGAUCGAGAACGGCGUCGAGCCCAUCGCCAACACCAUGAAUACUUUCCAGAUGUCCGUCUUCCCUCAGGGCGCCAUCCACCAGGAGUUCAACCCCGACUGCGAGGAUGCCGUCUUCGUCGCCGGCUUCAACAACGUCGACCCCGGUGUUGAGCAGGUUGCCCAGACCUUCUUCAACCUGCGCCCGGAUGUCGUCUCUGCUACUCUUGGUGGUGUCCAGACCAUUGACGGCGCUGACCUCGAGAGCUUCCGUGAGCACAUCCCCGCCAACAUUGCUCUCGGCAUCGACGCUUGCUUGAACAAGUGCGGCAUCAAGCGCAAUGCCAAGCGUGACCUCAACGAGAUCUUCGGCGCUGCUCAGUAA
Molecule: messenger RNA, 849 nt
Organism: Colletotrichum siamense
Lineage: Eukaryota; Fungi; Ascomycota; Sordariomycetes; Glomerellales; Glomerellaceae
Gene: SR1A-2
Product: Spherulin-1A
Exons: 1
Coding region: 1-849 (282 amino acids)
Cellular component (GO): cell wall
Molecular function (GO): manganese ion binding
Source: RefSeq, a predicted model, not a curated record